Labrus bergylta (ballan wrasse) is the source of this 1209-nucleotide messenger RNA. Lineage: Eukaryota; Metazoa; Chordata; Actinopteri; Labriformes; Labridae. The record is from RefSeq and is a predicted model, not a curated record.
UGACAGUAAGAAGAGACAUUUUUGGCCGCCGUUGUUUUGAGAUUCACAUCAUGAGAAAAUAACUCUUAGGCAUUUUAAGGUGCGCAGUGUCACCCAGUCAUGGAUUCCGCUUUUGAGAGGCACUGCUCGGAGCUGGUGGCCCGGGAGAGGAGCGGACACACGGCCGUGGUGGAGGACAGCCUGCUGUAUGUGUGGGGGGGAUACAUGUCAGUCGCUGAUGAUGAAGUGUUUCUACCCAAUGAUGAAAUCUGGGCGUACGACCUCGAACAAGGCUCAUGGAAAGUGUUUCACAUGCCAGGGGAAGUCCCUCCCUCCAUGUCUGGGACCUGCAGCUGCUCCCUGGAUGGUCACAUGUACAUAUUUGGAGGCUGCGAUGACUUCGGACAGACCAAUCAGAUCUAUUGUGUCAACCUGACAGACGGCAAAUACACAUGGAGGAAGAUCACGCACCAGGUUGGCUCGGCUCCCUCACCUCGAGACAAACUGUCCUCCUGGGUUUACAAAGGAAGGUGAGUGAGAGACGGACUUUUAGUCUGCCGUCUUUCUCCAGCACUUUGUUACUGAAGGCUGCAGCUUUCACUUUUAUUCUCACUGAUCAGAGCAGUCAUGAGGAGGAUCGAACACUGACUCAUAGAUGCUGUUUGUUUGUGCUAUGAAUCUAUGAAUCUGGUGUUUGCAUCCUUUCUCCCUGACUUCAAGUUGAAAACCUUUUGUUUAUUUAUAUUAUGGUUUAAUAUGAUGAUAGAGGAAAAGUAGAGUCAGUCUGAACACAUGUUCAAGCUGUUUGCAAGUUAAAGGCUUUUUUUAAGGUUUAAUUUUGGACUUUUUUUAUGCCUUUAUUUUAGAGACAGGAUAGAGAGUCAGAAAUCCAGGAGAGAUUGGAGGACUGUAGCCUCCAUACUUAGGGCACGCACUAACCACUAGGCUACCGGCGCCCCUUGUUCUACACAGUAUUGUAUCAAUAUAGUGUUACAUCAAUUGUUUCCUGUUUGUUUGGUGCUCCCUCUGGUGACUUCUGUUGAUUUCACCUGGCUGACAGCACCUGUAGACCAUUAGGCUGAGUCUAUUUAGGCAAGGCCUCCUAAUUAACCACUCUCUCUCCCAACUUCACAGCACCAACACCUCAGUAGUUUGUUUCCUGGUUUUUCAGGUACUUUAUGUUUAAUUGUCAAUAAACUAAAAACUAAGAACUUACAACCUUUGUGUUGU